AUGAGGACAACUAAUGACACAACUAUUUCAUCUCAAAUUGAUGAAGGUUGUUCAUUGGACGACGAUGAAGACAGCAGUAUUCUCAGCAACUUGCCGAACUCGUGUCAUGACUUUGAACUCAAGGAGUUGCAUAUUCGUCUGGAGCGAAAUCACUCGAGUCCGUUGAUUGGAGGACACAGUUCGCCAGCGUUGUCAAGCCGUCUGUCAAGCAAUUGCCCUUCGGCUGAACCGCCCACUGAUCCUGCUGAACCAGAAGAUUUGGAGGUUCAAUUCAUCAACGAGUGCUUUGAAGAACAGCAACGACAGUCACAGAUGUACCAGAGCGGCGACUUGAAAACUCUCUUUUAUCAUGGAAGCUCAGAGCUCGAUUCAUCCAAGGUAACAAAUCGAUCAGGUACUGAUAAAAGCGGCCAGUCAUCACUGGAACGUCCUGAACGCUUGCCGUACGCGAAAAAGCUGAGUUCCCACGAUCCGUUGAGCAGCCUCACCCACUACGACAGUCAUCCUAUCACGUCGCCCACGUUUUUGAACCUCAGUGACAACUUUGAACCAUUGCUUACCCCAAAGUCAGAGGCCUUGAUUCAGAAGCGUGUUUGGAGGGACCAAAAGGCUUCUCCGAGUCGCCGAAGAGUGUCGGAACCGCUGGCACAAAAACCUUUGCUGUUCUGGGGCUCAGGUAAUCAGUGUUCCUCGUAUGGCAGUGCUUAUUUGUGA
Molecule: messenger RNA, 714 nt
Organism: Ostertagia ostertagi
Lineage: Eukaryota; Metazoa; Nematoda; Chromadorea; Rhabditida; Trichostrongylidae
Source: the annotation of a GenBank genome assembly